AUGCAGAUACGCAUCCUGCGGGACCUCGGGAGUGCAGACGAGCUGGCGGCAGCCUACGCCCGCGCGCCGGAGCUGGCGCCCCGACGCCAGCCGGACAAGGCCGCGUCGGGCAGCGCGGCCGCGGCGAUUCCCGCACGCACCGGCAGCGGCGGUAGCAGCAGCUCUCAGCUGCUGGCGGAGCGCCGCCACUGGUGGCAGCAGGACGGGCCGGUUGCCGCGGAAGAGAUCAAGGCGACAACUACGGAGGACAUCUUGCAUAUCCAUCGGGAAUUCAUGCAGCUCGCACCCAUUGAGCUGUUUGCCUUGCAGCGGGAGGAGGAGGGGUGGGGCUACGUGGAGCCACGCGGCGAGGACAGCGGCGGCGGCAGCGGCGGCAGCGGCGGCAGCGGCAGCAGCGAGGGCGCGGCGGCAGGAAGCCCCGUCAGCGGCCUGAGCCUGGCGGCAGGGCUAGGGGAUGACUCGCCUUGGGCCGGCGGGGGUUGCAUAGAGAGCGUCCUGUAUUACGGGACGCGCGAGCUGCCCGCAGGGUAUGCUCCUGGGAGCCCGCACGCGAGGCUGUUCGAUCUGAUGAACCGGUUUGGCGGCGCCUUCAAGUUUAUGCAGAUUCUCGGCACACCCGCCCUCUUCGCCUUGUAUGGCGCCAACCUGAGCACCGGGGUGAGGUUCGCCACGCCCGUCCCGGACAGCCACUGGCACACCGUCGUGUCCAAGCUGGGCUUGACACCUCAGCAGCGCGCCGACGUGGUGGCCAUCCAGAAGCUCCAUGCCAAGUUUAUGGAGAGGUCCGGCGGGCCGGGGCCGGGGCCGGGGCCGGGGCCGGGGCGGCGCGCCGCUGGAGCGGAGCGGCUGCGCGGCACCGUGGCCGGCGCCCAACACGUGCUGGCAGAGCGCGCGGAGCUGCAGCUGCUGCUGGCUGAGCUGGACACUGGGGCCGCCAGCCGGGACGCCAAACC
Monoraphidium neglectum is the source of this 953-nucleotide messenger RNA. RefSeq lists its product as hypothetical. The record is from RefSeq and is a predicted model, not a curated record. NCBI's taxonomy places the organism in Eukaryota, Viridiplantae, Chlorophyta, Chlorophyceae, Sphaeropleales, Selenastraceae. The annotation marks the transcript as partial. The transcript is spliced from 4 exons.